AUGGGGUUUUUGUUGCUCUUUUUUCUCCCAAUUUCAUUACAUCCAACAGUUUCUGUGGAUGGAAACUCGGAUUUGAUCCAAAAGACUUGCAAAAGCACAAAAUACUAUGAACUUUGUUUAUCUUCCCUGAAAUCUGAUUCCACCAGUCCAAAAGCAGACACCAAGGACUUAGCCCUUGUUAUGAUUAGAAUUGGAAUGGCCAAUGCCACAGCCGCCAAUUCUUACCUUUCUUCCCAAAUGCUGAACGCCACAAAUAACACAUUAAUGAAGAAAAUCAUCAAGGAAUGUGCUGAUAAGUAUGUCUCUGCAAGUGAUGCACUGCAUAAUUCAGUUCAAGAUAUGGGUGCAGAAUUAUAUGAUUAUGCUUACAUGCAUGUAAUGGCAGCUGCAGAUUAUCCCAAUGCAUGUCAUAAUGAAUUUCAGAGAUAUCCAGGAUUGGUUUAUCCACCUGAAAUUGGAAUAAGAGAAGAUGGCCUGAAGCAAAUCUGUGAUGUUGUUUUGUGA
Fraxinus pennsylvanica is the source of this 504-nucleotide messenger RNA. The record is from the annotation of a GenBank genome assembly. NCBI's taxonomy places the organism in Eukaryota, Viridiplantae, Streptophyta, Magnoliopsida, Lamiales, Oleaceae.